GCGAGCGAGCGAGCGGCAUGGCCCUGCGUGCGUCUCCGUUCUCCAGCGGGUGUGUGUCGGGGCUGCACGCCGCCGGCUGGGCGCUGGUGUUCCCGUGCUUCUGGUUCCUGGACCGGCUGAUGGCGGGCUGCAAGUCGACCACGCGUGAGCGGGCGGCGCGGCGGGACCAGGAGUGCUACCUGCACCCACUCCGCGUGCUCUUCGGCUCGCUCCUCUUCCUCACGCUCUUCCUGCUGUGGGCUCCGCUGGCGCUGCUGGGCUUCCUGCUGUGGGCUCCGCUGCAGGCCGCGCGCAGGCCCUUCCGCUACCACCACCAGGGGGCGCCGUCGCCGCCCACCCUGCCCGUGGACGAGCGCAACGCCGACUGGCUCCGCACGGGGCGCCUCUCCUUUGGCUUCGCUACGGCCAACCUGUGCCUGCUGCCCGACAGCCUGGCGCGCUUCAACAACCUGGGCGACACGCAGCGGCGCGCGGCGGCCAUCGGGGGCAGCAUCGUGCAGGGCGUCACGCGCCCCCACAUCCGCAUCUUCGUGGACUCGCCGAGCAGCUGCGGCACGCUCAGCCCCUCCAGCAGCCUCCUGGCCUCCUCCAGCGCACCCGCGCCCUCGUACGGCGCCAUGGAAACACAGGCCCCGCCCAGCGCUGAUGACACGCCCUCCGAGGAGGAGGAGGCGGCCCAGGAGAACGCCACGCCCACACACAGCAGCAGCUCUGUCACCGUGGUGCCGCCGUGCGACGAUCCCGUUGCCAAUAGCAACCAGAACUCCAGCCAGCAGCCGGACGGCGUGGUCGUCGUGGGGGGGGCGGGGGGGAAGCGGCGUAACCCCCCCCGCGCUCUGGGGGCGCUGGGCCGGUCGGGGGCGGACGUGCCGGUGGAGGUGUCGGCCAUGUUCCCCCCGGGGGUGGAUCUGCUGUGCCUGGAGGAGGUGUUCGACCAGCGGGCGGGGGCGCGGCUGAGGGACUCUCUGGCGCCCCUGUUUGGCCACGUGCUGUAUGACGUGGGCGUGUACGCCUGCCACCCCCCCUGCUGUUGCUCCUCCUUUAAGUUCUUCAACAGCGGCCUCUUCGUGGCCAGCCGGCUCCCCCUGCUGGAGGCUCAGUAUCACUGCUUCCCAAACGCGCGCGGAGAGGACGCGCUCGCCGCCAAAGGACUGCUGUGUGUCAAGGUGCUCAUCAAUCUUCAGGACCAAGGGAAUCAGAGGAUGGUGGGCUACUUCAACUGCACUCACCUUCAUGCUCCUGAAGGCGAUGGAGAUGUGCGCGUGGAGCAGCUGAAUCUGGUCUCCCGGUGGAUUGAUGAGUUCCAGGAGGUUCACGCUGAGGAGGGCGAGAUAGUGAUGUUUGAUGUGCUGUGUGGGGAUUUCAACUUCGACAACUGUUCUCCAGAUGACGUGCGGGAGCAGAAUCACAGUCUGUUUGAUCAGUACUGUGACCCCUGCAGAGCUGCCGCGGGUCGGGAGAAACCCUGGGUCAUCGGCACGCUCCUUGAACAGCCCACUCUCUAUGAUGAGGAGGUGAGGACCCCAGACAGCCUCCAGAGGACGCUGGAACAAGAGGCGCUGAGGAAGCAGUACCUCAGUCCCCCUGUGGCGCGGGGGGGGGCUCCUGUCUCCUGCCCCGAGGGGGGGGGGCCAUGGACCGGCCGUCGCCUCGACUACGUGCUCUACAGAGAGAGCACCACCGCCAAGAACACACGCACGGAGGUGGAGGAGUUCACCUAUGUGACUCAGCUGGCGGGCCUGACGGACCACAUCCCAGUGGGGCUCAGACUGACCGUCACGCUGCCCCCAAAAGAGUCCUGAUCCUGGGGCACCUGUUGGGAAGAAGCGAGGAGAGACUCCAGUCUAAUCCAGAUCACUGCCAUCUUAACAAACAGCCUUGGAUCGAAAAAAAACUCCGCUUGGGGCCGAACUACCUAUGCAACAGGCUCUCCUACGCCGAGACCAGGAACCCACCACCUGAUGACCUGACGACAAACAAAACAAAAAAAGGGCCAAAAACAAAAACCACAGUUUACGUAGUGUGAGAGGAAUGAGGGACAGGGACCCAAACUUUACAGACAGAUAUCUGAUUUUACAGACAGAUCUCUGACUUUAUAGACACACUCUGACUUCCUGCCAGUGGUUGAGGGGCCAGUAAUACCGAUCUCAAUGAUUCUAUGUUUAUAUUCUGGGUUUUUUAGGUUUUGCACGAAAUGGUCUUGUAAAUAAAUUUUGAUAUAA
Molecule: messenger RNA, 2222 nt
Organism: Clupea harengus (Atlantic herring)
Lineage: Eukaryota; Metazoa; Chordata; Actinopteri; Clupeiformes; Clupeidae
Gene: smpd5
Product: sphingomyelin phosphodiesterase 5
Exons: 7
Coding region: 18-1802 (594 amino acids)
Biological process (GO): sphingomyelin metabolic process
Cellular component (GO): extracellular region; cytoplasm
Molecular function (GO): sphingomyelin phosphodiesterase activity
Source: RefSeq, a predicted model, not a curated record